AUUGAGCAUGCUGUUCUUGCGGCUGAACAUCAGCCGGAUGAUGAUGAAGAAGCCGGCGAUAGUGCUGGCGAGUUGGAUGAGCUGACCCGCGUCCUCACGGUGACAGCCAAGAAAUUGGCAUCCAUGAAUCAGGGGCGCAAGUUCCGAAACGCCCCGAAGAAGAGCAUCGAACAGAGGAAGCAGGAAAGCCUUUGUGCUGCAUGCGGUCAACUUGGCCACUGGGCAGGCGACAACGCCUGUCAGGUUUCCUCCAAAGGCCAGAAGGCCGGCAAGGGCAAAGGAUCUCCUGACAAGGCCAACAAGGGCUUUGAUGGCGGCAAAAAGGUGUUCACCGUGAACCACUACACCGGAUUCGACAUCGGGGACGAAUUUGAAUUUGAAGAACACUCACCUUUUUCUCCUCAUGAAGUAUUGGUUGUUUUUCAGAAUGCCACCCAUGUGAACUUCAAGAGCAGCAAGGCAGCACACUUCAUGAUUUUAGACACGGCCUGCCAGAAAUCUUGUUGUGGACACGAGUGGUACAUCGAGCACCAAAAGAUUCUUGAACGAAAUGAUCUACAUGCAGUACUUCACCCCCAAAGUGAACGUUUCCAAUUUGGUGCUGGCGAACCACUGGUAUCCAAGACCUUGGCACUCCUUCCGAUCGGCAUCGACAAGCGCAUGUGUGUUUUUGGGGUCAACAUCCUGGACGCCUCCAUUCCGUUUUUGGGUAGCUUGAACCUCAUGAAUCAGAUGGGCCUCCAGUUGGACCUCGCUAACCAAACAGCCAUCAUUGGAGCUUUCGACAACCACAAGGUCCCCCUCACCAAGGUUCUGGGCCACCUCGCAUUGUGCAUCACAGAUUUUUCCAUGGACUCCCAUUUUUCCACCUUCGUUCAUGAGCAGUGCAGUUCAUGUCCGCCUCACAAGACGGAGUUCAUCUCUUUUGAUGCACCGCCGCAGCCCCAGCAGAUGGACCAAAAAGACGUCUUGGUGAAGACGCCAUCAGCUCCCCCGGAUGUUCGACACUCCGACCCACACCGACCUCUCAUGGGCAAGCCUCGUGAAGAAGCUGCUGCGUCUCCGCAGGAGCGUGUGGGUGCAGAUGCAAGCUGCCGUGAAGAUAGGCAUCGUCGGAAUCAACUACCUCAGCAAGGCAGCAGCAAGCACCGAGGAGCCUCCAAAGGGGCGAAUGACAGCGAUCAAGAGCAAGGCAGCCAAGCCGAAGAAGACUUCCCAGGCAUCUUCCUCACAACAGCCACCACCGGAGCUCGAGCUGAAUCUCCCACCUCCAAAAGGACAAGUUGCCAAAAAGGGCAGUUCAACGACCAGCCAAAGACCAGUAUGUCCUCAUCCCGACUUCAUCAGGUACGGGAACGGCUGGGGCAGUUUCGCUCGAUGCAAGGUGUGCUACCAACGUUGGAGGUGGAACGCCGCAGACGGCGUAUGGAAGUCGGAUGGCUGCUCCUCAAGUCCCUCGCCGUUGCCGCAGUCACCUUGGAUGGGAGUGGGAACUCCUACCAUGGUCUACGAGGAACCCUCGGACCUGACAGCGAACCUGGGCACGGGCUACCAAGUGGCACAGGAGCCACCCUGCGUGAUCUAUGGUCAGAUUGGGACGGGAGCGCAGGAGCCUUUGCCACCGACUCGGCGCAAGCCCAAGCGAACAUCCAGAGCAGCAUCAAUGACAUCUUCAGCCGCGGGCCAUGGUCUGACUGCCGAAGCACUGCAGGACUUCGACUCUCUGAUGAGCGGCAACCAGAGCCACGGCCGAGGAGCGAGCAUCUUAGAGUGGGGGUCAGGAAGCAGUUGAGCGGCUCCAUCAACAAGAAUGUCAAGAUGCUGGAGAAUGAGGUCUACAUCCUCAACAAGCUGCCGAAUAAGGAGACGCUCAGCAAUAAGGUGGACCUCAUGGAGCUCUACAGUGGCGAAGCACGGCCGACCUCCUUGGCACCCCGCUAUGGACUCACCUCCAUCCAGCCCUUUGAGUUGCAGGAUGGAUACGACUUGGAUGCACCACAUGUCCGGGGCUGGGUUGAAGAAGAACCGGCCGUGCAGAAGCUUAUGAACCAUCCGGACACGGUCAAGGUGACCUGUGAUGGUGGCGCCUUCGGGGCGCAAGAUGAGGAUGGCUACAACAUCACCAAGACCUACGGCGUCCUCACCAAUUCCAAGGUGCACCCCAUCAAGAUGGUGCACGCAAUUCUCCAAGGCCUAAGAGAAGAAGCCCUUCAACGUGAUCCAAUUCGCUUUGAACCACCUCAGAUCGUGUUCUAUGCCAGGCCAGUCGCCGACGAAGAAAGAUGGCGAGAAGCACUGGACAUGGUGAAGAAGACCUUCGGCGCGUCUGCCAAUAAGUCCGUCCAGCUGACCUCCACGAGCUCCAUUUACAAGAUAGUGGCUGACUUGGUGCCCUGGGAGCUCACACGAGUUCAAAUCGCAGCCACUCCGGCUGUAAGAAGAAUGCCGACGGACGUCCUCUACACCCACCGUGGGCUAGCUGUGGUCUACAACGACUCCACCAUCGACGUUGAAAGCGAGGACCUCAGCAUGAUCGAACACCCGAAGCAGCGCUUUGCUCGACCGGUCGCCCAUGGCAUCUUCUUCUACGGCAACGCCGAGGACGACCCGAAGCCAGUGGAUGAGGCAGCAGUCCCGCCGGAGCGUCGCAUUCCGGGACUACGCACCGAUGUGAACUUUCCAAAUCUGCCACCUUCCGGAUUCCAUACCUCGAGAAGUACAAGCAUCAGUGGUGACGACGACAGGAACUUCGGAGGAGUCUUUAAGGAGCGACUGGAAGCAAAUGGCACACAUCUCGUCAUCGUGCCAGGAGAAGCACACUGGAGGAUUGGAACCAUCGAGAGAAAGAAUGCCAUCCUCCGACAAGUCGCUGAACGAUUGAUCGAUGAGCGUGGUGCAAUGGCCGCCUACUGGCGAUGGCAGAAGAAAGCAAAAGGGCGCAAGAGAGGCGGCUACAUCCUAUGUCGCCUCCUUUCUCAUGACCCAGAUCAGAAGUCAGCCUGGGUGCACAACGGCAACUCGACCGUCCAAGUGACCUAUGAACAGCUGCGUCCUGCCUUUGGCAUUGAGAACUGGUGUCCUUCCUCCGAAGACAUCCAGAUCUUGAAGAACGGUGCACAGCAACUGCAGCAAGGACUCGGGGGUGAUGAACGUGGACCUGGACCUCCUGCUGAUGAACCAGUACUACCAGAAGUGGCGCAUGAACAAGCACCUGAACUGGCAGACCUCGUCAUGCCACUUGUCCCAAGCGCUUCAACACCUGCUUCAGCGUUAGCGACGCCGGCGCUUCCGACGGGAUCAAUGCUUCCUGAGCCGGCUCAACCACCGGCGUACUCACCGACCUUCAGGCAGAAGAACAUCCAGAUCAACUUCGGGGCUCAACGCACGCCCCUCGGAAUGCAUGAGAUGAGUCACCCAUAUGCAGCACCCUCCAGUGGAAACUACGAUGCACUUCCUCCCGAAGUACCUCAACCGGUACUACAUGCGCCCGAUGUUCCGGUACCUCCAGACACAGAACCGGUACCAGCACUUCUACCAGUUCCAGCCUUGGGAGAAGAGCGGCCAAUGACUGAUCAACUGGCAACACAAGAUCCGCCUGACGCAGAGCUGACCUUGGAACAACAGCUUCACCGUGACCUCAACACCGGCGAAGCCCUACCCAAGGUGCCUCGGACCUUCGCAUCUCGAGGAUGUCCACAACAGCUCACACUACCUCCUGACGGAUGGGAUGGCUCUCCUCUACUUGAACUACCAGAGACCUCCUAUGUCUUCCGGGAGUAUGUGCAGGGCAAGGACCUGCGAUGGACACCCACCACGGUGAUGUGGGCCGACGGACUCACGAAGUCCGCUCCUGAACUUUUGAGCCUUUUUCAAGCAUGGCUCAG
This is a messenger RNA of Durusdinium trenchii, 3884 nucleotides long. The record is from the annotation of a GenBank genome assembly. Lineage: Eukaryota; Dinophyceae; Suessiales; Symbiodiniaceae.